Messenger RNA from Ilex paraguariensis (yerba mate), 2927 nucleotides. Lineage: Eukaryota; Viridiplantae; Streptophyta; Magnoliopsida; Aquifoliales; Aquifoliaceae. The record is from the annotation of a GenBank genome assembly.
AGAGAGAGAAGGCACAUAGAGAAAACGAACACAACGAACAAGGGAAGUUUUGAAAAGCAAUGGCGGAAUCGCGUAAUGGCACAGGGCUGUUUAGGAUUUCAAUGUGUGGCGGUGCAGAAGAGAUUGAACAAUUGUCCAGAGAAGGUAGCCAAUACAGUCUCUCUACUGGGAUUCUUCCUUCUCUGGGUGCAAGAAGCAACCGUAGAGUCAAGCUCCGCCGAUUCAUUGUGUCGCCCUAUGAUCGCCGUUAUAGGGUAUGGGUGACUUUCCUUGUUGUUUUGGUUCUCUAUACUGCUUGGGUGUCUCCAUUCGAAUUCGGGUUUCUCGAAGAACCAGCAGGCCCACUCUCCAUCACUGAUAAUAUUGUCAAUGGAUUCUUUGCCAUUGACAUUGUUCUGACCUUCCUUGUAGCUUACCUCGAUAGAGCUACUUACCUUCUUGUUGAUGAGCCAAAGCAGAUUGCUUGGAAGUACGCAAGUACUUGGUUGGCAUUUGAUGUCGUAUCCACAAUCCCUUCUGAACUUGCUAGGAAGAUUUCCCCUAAACCUCUCCAUACUUAUGGCUUAUUCAACAUGCUUAGACUCUGGCGUCUCCGUAGAGUUAGUGCCUUAUUUGCCAGAUUGGAAAAAGAUAGAAACUUCAACUAUUUUUGGGUUCGAUGCGCUAAGCUCAUUUGUGUCACACUAUUUGCAGUGCACUGUGCUGGGUGCUUUUAUUAUUUUCUUGCGGCUCACUACCCUGAUCCAAGCAGGACAUGGAUUGGGGCAUCUAUGAGUGACUUCCUUCACCAGAGCCUGUGGACUCGAUAUGCCACUUCCAUAUACUGGUCCAUCACCACCCUUACAACUGUUGGAUAUGGAGAUUUGCAUGCUCAGAAUACUAGGGAAAUGAUCUGUGACAUAUUCUACAUGCUCUUCAACCUUGGAUUGACAGCUUAUCUAAUAGGAAACAUGACAAAUUUGGUCGUCCAUGGUACCAGUAGAACAAGACAAUUUAGGGAUACUAUUGAGGCAGCCUCAAGUUUUGGACAAAGAAAUCAUUUGCCUGUUCACUUGCAAGAUCAGAUGCUUGCACACUUGUGUCUGAAGUUUAGAACUGAUUCAGAGGGGCUGCAGCAGCAAGAGACUCUUGAUUCAUUUCCUAAAGCAAUCCGGUCAAGCAUCUCACAUUUUCUUUUCUACUCUCUUGUGGAUAAGGUGUACUUGUUUCGUGGGGUUUCCAAUGACUUGCUUUUCCAAAUAGUUUCUGAGAUGACAGCUGAGUACUUUCCUCCCAAGGAAGAUGUCAUUUUGCAGAAUGAAGCACCCACAGAUUUCUACAUACUUGUUACAGGAGCUGUGGAUCUGCUGGUUCUCAAAAAUGGUGCUGAACAGGUUGUUGGAGAGGCUAAAACUGGUGAUCUCUGUGGUGAGAUUGGGGUUCUUUGCUACAGGCCCCAGCUCUUUACAGUGCGGACCAAACGAUUGAGCCAACUACUUCGACUGAACCGCGCAACAUUCUUGAAUAUUGUUCAGGCAAAUGUUGGAGAUGGGACCAUCAUCAUGAACAAUCUCCUUCAGCAGUUGAAGGAUUUAAAAGACCCUGUUAUGGAGGGAGUAUUGUUGGAGACGGAAAACAUGCUAGCUCGUGGUAGAAUGGACCUACCUCUCAGCCUUUGCUUUGCAACACUUAGAGGAGAUGACUUCUUGUUGAAACAACUGUUGAGACGCGGUCUUGAUCCAAAUGAAUUUGACAACAAUGGGAGGACAGCCCUGCAUAUUGCUGCAUCAAAAGGAAACGAGAACUGUGUACUUCUUCUACUGGACUAUGGGGCGCAUCCUAAUAGUAGAGAUGCAGAUGGGAAUGUGCCACUAUGGGAGGCCAUUUUGAAUAAUCAUGAACCUGUGAUCAAACUACUCGUAGACAAUGGAGCUAAAAUAUCAUUUGGUGAUGUUGGUCAAUUUGCAUGCACUGCUGCCAAGCAAAACAACUUGGGAUUGCUCAAGGAAAUUGUUCAUCAUGGAGGGGAUGUCACACGCCCCAAUAACAUUGGAUCUACUGCCCUCCAUGUUACAGUUUGUGAAGGCAACUCAGAGAUGGUCAAUUUUCUUUUGGACCAAGGAGCCGAUAUCAACAAACCAGACAACCAUGGUUGGACCCCGGUGGACCUAGCAGAGCAGCAAGGACAUGAAGACAUAAAAAUUCUCUUCCAGUCUGGUAAAAAGACCAAAACUCAAUUUGUUAAGACAGUCCCAGAGGAGCAGCAUGGGGUUCGCUUCCUUGAGAGAUUUAAAAGCGAGCCAACAAUUGUACCAGUUUCCCAUGAAGGCACAUCUCCAAUGCCAGAGGAAUCGUGGAUUCAAUCACGUCCAAGGCGUAGGACUAUCAACUUCUACAACUCGCUAUUUGGAAUCAUGCGAGGCGUGGAUAGUGACUUGUUACUACCUGUAGACCAGGCUAAAAGUAAUUAUUCUGCUAGAGUGGUAAUAAGUUGCCCUGGGAAAGGAGAUGUUGCUGGAAAGCUAGUGUUACUACCACAAAGCUUUAGAGAGCUAUUGGAGAUUGGUGUUAAAAAAUACGGGUUCUUGGCGGAUAAAAUUUUAAAUAUAGCUGGAGCUGAAAUUGAUGAAAUUGAGUUGAUAAGAGAUGGUGAUUUUCUAAUUUUUGUCAGAAAUGCUGGAAUUGAAUAAAUUAUACCCUUCAAAGGUUGGGUUUGAGGUAGAAAUUGUGCAGCAAUUGGUUGGUUUAGCCUCUUCUUAAUUUCUCAAAAUCAGUCAUUCAUUUUUGGUUCAUGGAAACAUUUUUCUAUGUCAACUAUCACAUGGGCUGAUGCGAUGGUUCGACCAUCGAUGGUGACGGUGGUGGCCUAUUGGGAUUUUGAGUUGCUUGCAGGUCGGUAUGGUGGUUAGUGGUGGUAGAUGACUAGAAAUCAGUUGUUCGGGUUGAUA